AUGGCAAUUGACAAGGCAGCGGCUCGACUAGCCACAGCUUCGCAAAAUAACGCUCAAAGACAGACAGCAUCGAUUCGCCUCGAGAUUAACGGAACGUGGAACACUUUUAAAGUUGAUGUAUCGAAUCCACCUGCAAUGGACCUAAACGACGUCGAUCACAUUGAAAAAGAUGUCGAUCACAUUGAAAAAGAAAACGUCGGUGGUCGGCGAGAAGAAGACUAG
Phytophthora nicotianae INRA-310 is the source of this 222-nucleotide messenger RNA. RefSeq lists its product as hypothetical. The record is from RefSeq and is a predicted model, not a curated record. The coding region runs from base 1 to 222 and encodes 73 amino acids. NCBI's taxonomy places the organism in Eukaryota, Oomycota, Peronosporomycetes, Peronosporales, Peronosporaceae. The transcript is spliced from 2 exons.